CCGUGAGGCGCGGGCGGAGCUGCGGCCGCUCCGGGGGCUCCGGGCGGUGCCGGCCCCGGCGGCUCGGGCGGUACCGCCGGCCAUGACCGGCGAGAAGCUCCGCUCGCUGCGCAGGGACCACAAGCCCAGCAAGGAGGACGGGGACCUGCUGGCGGCCGGCGAGGACGAGGCGGCCGCGGCGCCCGGCGGCGCGUUCACGGGCGGGAAGGGCGGGCGGGCUGGACACCGCGGGCCCGGCAAUCACCGGCACCGCCCGCCCGCCCGCGCCGCGCCCGCCGGGCCCGAGCGCGGCCCCUUCCCCGUGCACGAGUGCGUGUUCAAGGGGGACGUGCGGCGGCUCUCGGCGCUCAUCCGCACCCAGGGCAUCGCCCAGAAGGACAGUCACGGAAACACUCCUUUACAUCUUGCUGUGAUGUUGGGACAUAAAGAAUGUGCCCACCUGCUUUUAGCCCAUAAUGCUCCAGUAAAGGUGAAAAACGCUCAGGGAUGGAGCCCUCUGGCCGAAGCCAUCAGCUAUGGAGACAGACAGAUGAUUUCAGCACUCCUUAGGAAGCUCAAGCAGCAGUCCAGGGAAAGUGUUGAAGAAAAGCGACCUCGAUUAUUAAAAGCCCUGAAAGAGCUAGGUGACUUCUAUCUAGAGCUUCACUGGGAUUUUCAAAGUUGGGUGCCUUUACUUUCCCGAAUUCUGCCUUCUGAUGCAUGUAAAAUACACAAACAAGGUAUAAAUAUCAGGCUGGACACAACUCUGAUAGACUUUACUGACAUGAAGUGCCAACGAGGGGAUUUGAGCUUCAUUUUUAACGGUGACGCCGCACCCUCUGAAUCUUUUGUAGUUUUAGACAAUGAGCAAAAAGUUUACCAGCGAAUACACCACGAGGAAUCUGAGAUGGAAACAGAAGAGGAAGUUGACAUUUUGAUGAGUAGUGACAUUUACUCUGCAACGUUAUCCACCAAAUCCAUCACCUUCACACGGGCCCAGACCGGGUGGCUCUUCCGGGAGGACAAAACUGAAAGAGUAGGAAACUUUCUGGCAGAUUUCUACCUGGUGAAUGGACUUGUAUUGGAAUCAAGGAAAAGAAGGGAACACCUUAGUGAGGAGGACAUCCUUCGGAAUAAAGCGAUCAUGGAGAGCCUGAGCAAAGGGGGCAACUUAAUGGAGCAAAAUUUUGAGCCCGUGCGCCGGCAGUCCCUGACCCCGCCGUCCCCGAACACCAUCACGUGGGAGGAGUACAUCUCUGCUGAGAGUGGGAAAGCUCCUCACCUGGGCAGGGAACUGGUCUGCAAGGAGAGCAAGAAAACCUUCAAAGCCACGAUAGCCAUGAGCCAGGAAUUCCCCUUAGGAAUUGAAUCAUUGUUGAAUGUCUUAGAAGUAAUUGCACCCUUCAAGCACUUUAACAAACUUAGAGAAUUUGUUCAAAUGAAGCUUCCACCAGGCUUUCCUGUCAAAUUAGAUAUCCCUGUGUUUCCCACCAUCACAGCCACUGUGACGUUCCAGGAGUUCCGUUACGACGAGUUUGACGACUCCAUCUUCACGAUUCCUGAUGACUACAAGGAGGACCCCAGCCGCUUCCCGGACCUCUAGUAAACUGGAAGGCUCCUGGUGAAUAUCCACACCGGCAUCCCCAGGGAAAGGGAAUGGAUGCACCCACACUAGGGAUAAAAACGUGGGGCACACAGGAAGGGAUAAACUCCAUAACCCCGGAGAAAAGGGAACGGGCAUCAAUGGCUGAUGUACUGACACUACAGUGGGCAUCUCCUCCACUCCCGAUCCCAGCCGUGUCCUGCUGCUGUUCCCUGUGGCACAGCCAGCCCUGGCAGGGGCAGCUCCAGCCCUGACAGGAGGACCUGCGCUCCUUUUUAAAUUUUUUACGCUGUUGGUGACACACAAGGCCCUGCUGGACCGUCGGCACCGGAGCUGGGCCGUGGCAGGAUGUGAGCCCUGACCCACCUGUCCAUCCCAGGAGCCCUUCCCAGCCCUGCUCCCUGAGCUGCACAGCUCAGCCAUGGAAUGUUGUGGGAGGUAUCCUCAAGGAAUGCCUUGGCUGUAGAUGAAUGAACCAAAGGGCACCACUGGACACUUGGAUUUCCUGCAAUCCAGGGCAGAGCCAGCUGUGCCCUGCAGGGAGGGAGGCCCAGCCUGGUGCUAUCCCUGUCUGAUCCCUUUGUUCCUGCUCCCAGCUGUCCCUUCUCUCACUGCUGUGCUUUCUGGCAGGGGGUCCCUGAGGGUGUGGGAGCACUCCAGGCUUGACUGGCCAGGAUUGGCACCUUUUAAUCCUUAUUUUGCCCUUCACUUGGGAGAGUUGCCCCAGAAUGGCCAAGCAUCACCAGGUCAGCUUGGGUGUGCCCUGAGCAGCCCCUGGAAGCCUGGGAAGCACAGAGGCACCAGGACAAGCUCAGGCAUUAAAACCUUCCUGCAGGAGGAGGUUCCCUGCAGUGGGGUUAUCGUGGUGCUCAUGGGGAGCUUUGGUUUGGGGCAUUUCCAUAUUAAUUUCCUGCCUCUUCGUAUUUUAAUCACAGAGAUUCCCAGACUGGUUUGUGUUGGGAGGGAUCUUAAAGCUCAUCUUGUCCAACCCUCAUCGUGGGUGUUUCAGUACUCCAGCUCCUCAAGCUUAUUCCCAUUCCCAGUGGUUCCAGUCUCCUCAUCUGACAAUAAUCCAGCUUCUUGGGGUUUGUUAGGCAGGAUUUGUGCAAAAGGCUGAUGGUGCUAUUUGUUUGUAUGAAGAAACUUAGAUUCAAGUGCUGUGGUGUCAUUGUACAAAAAUGUAAAUAUUUUCCAAAUUAUAUUCUUUGUGCACUGUAGGUAAAACUUUUUCUGGAAUUCCAUAGAGUUAAGGAUCAAAGUUUAUAAUGAAGAGGAUCAUCGAUGCUUAGUGGAGUGAACAGCUGUGCUGCCCACGAGGGAUCAAGGGAGGGGCUCAGCACGAGGCAAGGUGUCAGGCACACCUGUGAUUCCAAACUGUUGGAAUCUGAUCCAUCCCAAAGAGGCUGCUCUGGGGAAGAACAGGGAGGAGUCCCAGGGAAUCACUGUCAGCAAAGCCCAUGUGCACUGGAGUGGGAGGGUGGGGUUGGUCCUCUCCCAGCUCUGCUGUAGACCUGCAGGGAACAGGGAGCACUGGGGCAGGGGAGAAGUGCAGCUUUGCAGCCUGGCAUAGAUACACUGGAGUUGUUAAUUCAGAUUCAAAUCCCAAAUAAAACUGUAGGGAAACAAGCAAAGGGACAUGGCUCCUGCAGUGCUGUGUAGGGCAGGUGUGGAACAUCCACUGGGAAUGAUGGAACUUGAUCUCCAAAGUAAUGAUGAAUUCCUGAAGUGUUUCACACCUCACCCACCUCCUGCUGCUCCUCAGGGCCAGCCAGGAUCCUGGGAUGAGUGUUGGUGGGGCCUGGCUGCCCUGGCCCCUCGCAGUGCCCGUUCAGGGCAGAAUGUUUUGUGCAGCUGCAGGACCUGUGCCAGGAGCUGAAGCAGGUGCCAAACAGUCCCCUUGGGAAUUCCAGCACAGGCAGGAAGUUUCCCUGAAGGUGAAUGUUAGAAGUCCCUUUCCUCAGCAUUAGAGGGAGGGAUCCACAGGUUUGUAUUACUUUGCUUUUCUGGUUAUCCCAAAUUCUUCCAUGGCUCCAUGGAAGGUGCAUCACUGGGGCUGUGGGUCUUGGGCAUUGCAGCCACUGCCAGGGAUGGGGGCUGGGCUGGGAGAAAAACAGAAAAAGGGGUUUAUGUGGCCUAAUGUGAGACUGAGGGUCCUGUGGCUCCAUCUGCCCCUGGAACAGCCCCUGGUGAUGACUGGCCACCAGGUCUCUGCUCAAAGCCCCCGGCAGGUCUGGGGGUGUUUCCUAUGGUUCCUGUGGGCUCUGGCUGCAGGUUUGCGGGAUUGAACCCCCUGGGGACACAGCUGCUCCCCUGGACACCGGUGGGGUUUGCAGGAAGGUUUUGCAGCGAGUUGCUGUUGAGGCUUGUUCUGAGUUGGAUUGUGGGAACAGCUUUGAGUGGCUGCCCUUGUUCUGUAUUAUCCCAAUGAACACACUUGGCUGCUCCUCCUCCCUCCCCUCCCUCCCUGUGGAGCUGAGGGAUGGGACUCCCCCUGGGUUGGCCCUUCAGCUCCAGUUCUGGGGGCUCCCAGAGCUGCUCUUGGUACAUUUUCCCCUGGCCCUUGGGGCUGUGUUUGCUGUCUGAAACAUUCCUAGGGAUGAGUUCUCACACUUAGGGACACCUGGGGCACAAUUUCCCAAUGGAUACACUGCAGGAAUCCUCAGUGAGAGGGACAUUGGGCUGAGCCCCUCCUGGGGACAGGCAGUGGCUGUGCCACUGUGGUUCCCCAGGAAUUAUCCACCCUGAUACCUGUUUUCUUCCCUGAAGUUGGUUUUUCUCACUGGGAUUAUGUUGCACAGACACUCGGUGUGUUUGUGGGCUGGGAAUGUCUCCCAGGAGCUCCAGCAGUGCCUGGGGAGGUGUUUCCCGUCCAGAGGGAACCUCAGCCCCAGGCGGGGGUGGGCAUAGGGUCCCUCCCCCUUCCUAUUUCCUGGUCCCAUGUCUCUGGGAAAUUCAUUUUUCUGGCAGGAUUGAUCCUUCAGCUUGGCUUUUCCCCUUUUCCUCGAGGCCAGGCCAGGUGUUGGGAAGGUUUGGUCCCUGGGACCAAUGCUGUGCUCUGUGGAGCGAGCACAGAUUCACCAUCCUUGUACAGAGUUGUGUCUGUGGCAGCUCAAGCUCAUCCCUGGGGCAGGAGGGACCUCCCUGCAGAGCCCCCAUGGCUUGGAUAUGGCUGGGGGACCAGGAACACCCCCUGGACCUGCCAGCUGGCGGUGGGUGUCCAGGUGGGAUGGAAAAGGGAGUGGGCACGGCCUGGGUGGGAAUGGCUGUGUCCUGCUGCACUCGGACACUGCAGGGGCAGGUGGGGAGGACAAACAGCCUGGAGCCUGCCCGGGGCUGUGCUCCCAUCCCACCACAGCUUUCCUGAGGUUUUCAUGGUUACUAAAAGACAACAACAAAUUUUGCUAAACCAAAUUCAGAAAUGGUUGCGGGAGAAUCCCAUGGGUUGUUUCUGAACCCAACUAUUCCACUGGUCUUCCAACCUCCUGCUCUCACCUGUGGCACAGGGAAGGUGUUGGUUUUUCCCUCCAGGAGCUGCUGUCCAGCCACUGCACUCACCUCCCUGCGAUUCCAUUGUUACACAAACCUCCAGGCGUGUUUGUGCUGGAAUCCCACCAUGUUAUGUUGAUAUUCCCACCCACCCUCUGUUCUUUUCAUGUCUAUUUCUGAGUUGUAAUUCCCGCCAAGAGAACUGCGUUAUUUAAUCCGGAUUAACCAAUUCCUGUAAUGCUGCAGUUUCACUCUUUAUUUUCCUGACAGUUUGUAACUCCCAUGGAAACAAGUCACUUCUCUUGCGUUUUACUGUCGUCUGGUCCCUGUUUUUAUCUUCCCUUCACUAAUAGUCAGUUUUGGUUGUAUCAUUUGUUAGAAUAAAGACCAAAAUAUGCUGUUUGAUUCUGAAACUGCUCCACCUGUGCAAUCCAGGCUUCUCUCUCCGGGACAGCUCUGCUGUGGCUGUGUCUGGGAGCAGGAUUGGAGGGGAGGGACAAGCUCACGCUGCUGAGUCCUGCAAGGGCAUUUUCUUGGUCAUUUUUUAAAUAAAAUCCUGCAUUUUCAUUACA
This is a messenger RNA of Myiozetetes cayanensis, 5640 nucleotides long. RefSeq names its product ankyrin repeat domain 13C (gene ANKRD13C). Gene Ontology annotation, cellular component: cytoplasm. NCBI's taxonomy places the organism in Eukaryota, Metazoa, Chordata, Aves, Passeriformes, Tyrannidae. The record is from RefSeq and is a predicted model, not a curated record. Gene Ontology annotation, molecular function: protein binding.